Molecule: messenger RNA, 294 nt
Organism: Closterium sp. Yama58-4
Lineage: Eukaryota; Viridiplantae; Streptophyta; Zygnematophyceae; Desmidiales; Closteriaceae
Source: the annotation of a GenBank genome assembly
AUGGAGGCAGGGCGGUCAGCCGUCUUCCCACUAUCGCCGCAACCAACUCCUCCUCCUCCUCCCUCUCCCUCUCCCUCUCCCUCUCCCUCUCCCUCUCCCUCUUCCCCUCCUCCUCCCUCUCCCUCUCCCUCUUCCCCUCCUCCUCCCUCUCCCUCUCCCUCAUCUGCUCCUCCUCCUCCCCCUCUCCCUCCUCCUCUUCACCUCCCUCGCCUCCUCUGCCUCCUCCCUGCUCCUCCCUUCCUCUCUGCCAGUGCUCUCCUCUCGCUUCACUGCCUUUUCCUCCUUGCCCACUGA